Pelobates fuscus (common spadefoot toad) is the source of this 2293-nucleotide messenger RNA. It is a transcript of the gene FAM185A, whose product is annotated as family with sequence similarity 185 member A. Lineage: Eukaryota; Metazoa; Chordata; Amphibia; Anura; Pelobatidae. The record is from RefSeq and is a predicted model, not a curated record. The coding region runs from base 11 to 1198 and encodes 395 amino acids. The transcript has 8 exons.
AUCUCCCAGAAUGCCGCGGGCGCGCACAGAGUCUAUGUGCAUGUAUGGCUGGCACAGGGCGAUGAUGAACUCUAUGGCGAGUCGCGGUCGCUGCUGGUGGCCCCUGCUGGGUAAAGGCUGCCAGGCGGUGAAUGGCCCCCGAGCGGCGGGGACCCGCUGCAUGGGAAGCAGGCGGGAGGAGGCCAGAAGCAAGCCCCUCAAGCAGUGGACUCUGAUCGUGAGCCCGCUGAGCAGCCUGAGGGUGGCCGUACCGUGCAAUGUGACUGUCAGAACCCAGGACCCCCUCACAUACCCCAACGCAGACCGGGUGUUCGUCAUGGUGAGCGGCAUAGACCGCAACGUGCACCGCGGGCUGGACCUGGACAACAUCGAAGUGAGAUACGACGAGGAGUCCAGACAGGUGCUGAUCCACUCCCAGGACAUUGACAGCCAGACCUGUGUAGAUGUCACGACCCCGGUGCGAUUUGAUGUGAACAUCAAGACAUCUGGUACUGGCUAUGUAAAUGUCAAACAAAUAGAAUGUGACAGCUGCCAGGUAGAAACUGAAAGAGGAAACAGCAUUCUACAAUCUAUCAAGGGUCACAACAUCCACGUACAUACUAAAGGAGGCAAAGUGAAAUGCCUGGGAACGGUUCAUGGAAAUGUGGAUAUUCAAGCUUCAUCUCACAGUACUGUAGAUAUUGAGAAAUUACUGGGAACUUCGGUUAAUAUUUCUACAGAAGAAGGUCAGUUGAAGGCAAAGUAUGUUUACGCCCAGGCCUCCUCAUUGUCAACAACCGCAGGAGAUAUUCUACUAGGAGGUGCUCAUGGUGACACAAGGCUCCAGUCAGAGACAGGAAAUAUUACAGUAGACUCCUCAGAUGGGUGUUUAACUGCUUUUACACAUCACGGAGCCAUAGACGUGUAUGUCAGCCAAGUUGGCAAGGUACAUCUUAAAUCAGACAAAGGCAAUAUUACAUUGAAAAUCCCAGAAAACCUUCAAACAUAUGUCCAGUUAUCUGGGGCAAAAGUUGAUGUGAGCCCCGAUGUCCAAUUACAGGAACUCCAGAAUACUUCCAGAGAGGGCCAGACAGUUGUAAAAGGAACUUUGAAUUUGGUAAAUGAAAGAGAAAGGUGUAUUGAAGCAGAAGCUAAAAGUGGCACAAUUUACGUAAAACACCAAAACUGGCUUCAGUCGUUAAAACUGCACUCUACCUGACCAGCCAACUUCUUCAAGACUGUGUACCAGGAACUCUGACCUCCGUUUUGACCUCUACAAUUGGGUAUUAAGAAGAAAAUGAUUUUCUUGUGGGGUGCAGCCUGUUUCUGCUUUGUCUCAUGAAAAAUUAAAACACAUUCUUCAACAGGAAAGACUAACUCGAUCAGUAGAGGCUGUAAAUGUUUCUGUAGCCACUGCUUUAAGGGUAUAGAAGAAAAUGAAGAACGUUCCUCAUCUGUCUGGCAAAGAACAAACUCACAAUUCUGGACUUGUCUCCUCUAUUUCAAGUGAGUUAGGGUAAACAGACAUUUUACCUCUAUCUUUAGACUUUAAUGGGUGAAACAUGGUUCUUAUUAGGUAUGAUUACUUUUACAGUUUAUUGCCUGGAGUGUGCAUAUGUAGAGAGCAUUGCUUCAUCAUACAGGGAAAUCAUGUCACUAACAAAGUUGCCUAAUGAACUGUGCCUUCUGCCUGCAACUACAUAGCAAUGUUUUAUGCCACUAUGUAGAUUUUAAUUUGUUAGUUUAGAUCCAAACACUUAUAUUCAGGGAUUCAAUAAUGUUAACAUUUAUAAAUAGUAUUUUAAUCAACUAUUAAAAAGCCAUGCUCCCAGAGAACUAGUGAGAGCACCUUAUAGAUGUUUUGUCUGAAUACUGUAUGGUUUUUCCACGGUGUAGGUUGCAGGAUUAGAGCUGUAAUUAGGUGUGUGCCUUUCAUGGUCCAUAUAGUUCAGAAAUGGCUAACCUUGACACGAGAUGCUGGUGAACUACAAUACCCACAAUGUUAUGCUAGUCCAUGUAGUUCAAACAUCUGGAAUGCCAGCUGGCCAUUACUGAUGGAGUUUUUUCCCCUUCAUUCUGCACGACUAAUUCACAUUUCUUCUAACUGUUGUGUUUAACGGUUUUCCUUUAUGAUAUUGUUGCUUAUUUUAUAAGUGUUUUUCUAAGUAUGCUAAACAUUUCUUCAACAUAUUUAAUGUGCCUACUGUGAUCUUAACCACUACUAAUAUAUGUCUUGUGUACCAAGCAAUUAAGCUGUCUGGACAACAUAAGGCUGCAAAUCAACAGUGCGGCUUGCAAUAAAAUGUAGAACAAA